Messenger RNA from Aspergillus piperis CBS 112811, 513 nucleotides. RefSeq lists its product as uncharacterized. The record is from RefSeq and is a predicted model, not a curated record. The coding region runs from base 1 to 513 and encodes 170 amino acids. The transcript is spliced from 3 exons. NCBI's taxonomy places the organism in Eukaryota, Fungi, Ascomycota, Eurotiomycetes, Eurotiales, Aspergillaceae.
AUGCAUGUAUCUCCUCUCAUGUGGCUGCAUGCGUUCCUGUUCGAGUAUAUGCGCGUUUCGCAUGAGUCCAUGUGCGUAUCCUAUCUAUGGCACGUGGUUUGGGACUAUUGGGCGACAGGGAUAAGAAAGAAACUUCUACUGUUAUUUUGGUACUACAAUCGUUGCCCAACUCAAGAUCCAACCAUGAAGCUCUCGGCCAUCUUCCUCCAGGCAAGCGCCCUUCUCAUCGCUACCACUUUAGCAAGCCCACUUCCGGUACCCGAGGAUGGCUCUAUCAGAAUCCCCGUCAAGGGCGCCCCGGCUGAACGUAACGACGGCUCCAUCCGCAUCCCUGUGAAGGGUGCUCCUGCUAAGCGGGACGACGGUGUGAGCAGGAUUCCAGUCAAGGGCGCCCCGGAGAAGGAAACCUACGGCGUCAUCCGGAUCCCUGUCAAGGGCGCCCCAGCCAAGCGUGAGGACGGCUCGAUCAGAAUUCCGGUUAAGGGUGCCCCGAACAAGCCAACUCAGGAGUAG